AUGGGAUUCCUGUCCUUCCUUAGAAACGAGCGGCUUUUUGCUGCCGGCCUCGGCCUGACCACCGUCGGCUUUUACUUUGCUAUGCGGACAAUCCUCGAGUACUACCGCGACGAAGCCGAGAUCAAGCCAACGCCACCAAAAACUCAGUACAUCACUCAGGAGACCGAAGACUCUCUGAAGCUAGGGACUCUCGAGAGCCUCCUCUUCCAUUACAACUUCGCGAUACGUGACACGGCGUUGAAGAUUGUUGCCGGAAGGGCCGUUAAUGAUGGCCCAACGAUGAGCUACUUGUUGUGGGGAAUCACCCGCAAGGACUAUGAGGAGCGUAUGGAGGCGCUGAGAGCACUCGCCUUCGCCAUGGAAGAUAAGGAGACGUUCCACGAGCCGCUGAGCGCACUGAACACUUCGAGAGCCUACAGCGCCCUUGUUAGGUCUCUCGAGCUAUGUCUUGACGACGUAGAGCACGAAAAACUCGACGACCCCUUGUACGACGAGUAUUACCUCCGGGAUAUCGGCGAGCGGCGAUGCCUCCUGCUAGCUUCACAGCUGAUCCAUAGAUAUGGCAUGGAGAAGCUCGUGAAAGCCGGGUUUGUGGCGAGGUGGCUCGCGCGACAACCGUGGGGGGAUACUGACGAAGAGAGACAAAAGAACUUUGCCUCGUAUAUUGAGCGAAAGAAGAACCGCAUUAGCGACAUCUGCUUCCACCUCAAGACGUCUAAGGCGGGCCAAAGGGCCCUAUUGCAGGCGAAGUUGAUCACCAAGUCCAGGAAGCUAAAGCGCGAUAGAGGCGAUCACAUCAAGGUUGUCCUGGAGAUUAGUAUGACCAAUGAAGACGACCAGGAGGGGCCUUCCUGGCACGCACUUGUCCCUCGCGUGAACGACCAGAGCGCCGAGGAGCAACGCCUACGCAGGAGACACCGAGAGGCUAUGGUACUCAACGACGGGACACACUCCCUGGGACGCAGCGACAUUAUCGAGCGGGAGCACGACUCUAACAGCUGA
Messenger RNA from Durotheca rogersii, 1002 nucleotides. RefSeq lists its product as uncharacterized. The record is from RefSeq and is a predicted model, not a curated record. NCBI's taxonomy places the organism in Eukaryota, Fungi, Ascomycota, Sordariomycetes, Xylariales, Xylariaceae. The transcript is spliced from 2 exons. The coding region runs from base 1 to 1002 and encodes 333 amino acids.